AUGAAAGACCGUCUCUCGGAAGGGCUUCCCGCGCUUGACAUUCCCAAAGAUGUGCAGAUUGGCAUCGUGCAAAAGUUCAGCAAGGAUGCUCCCCUCAGCGGCGAGGCAGCUUCCGCCAAAGAGUUUUGGAACACGAUGUGCCCGCUGGCAGAGCCACCGAGCGAGGGUAUGUCGCCCAAGACCUUCGACCUGCGAGCACCGAGACUUGCGGAAUGCGACGGGGACGACCUGACAAAGGUUCGCUUGUGCGAGAAAGCCGUCCUUGACCGAUUGGUUCGACUCGUGAAGGAGGGUGAAGCGCAGCAGCAGGACUUGGCCGACGCCCUCAUCCGGCAGAUGGAGCAGAGCUUGUCGGCUUCUGUGUUGCCGGAGGAGCAUGCAAGCAAGAAAGCCGUUAAUCGCCUGAUUGUCGGUCUGAAGGCUCUGACGGCCGUGUCAGGCACGAACGUAUGCGUGACGUCCUUGCCUGAUCCCAGCUUUGUGAAGACUUUGACGGCAGAGAAGAACAUGGCCAACCCGCUCGGCGCUUUGUUGGAUCAGUACUGGACCUACGCAUUUGCGGAGCAAUCCUGCAAAGACGAGCUGGAAACCUUCGCGAACAUGUUCAGCAAAGACAACUUGGAUAAGUUGAAGAUCGAGACCGUGCACGAGUUUUUCAGUAAACUCAGGAUCUACCACGAGAGCCUUCGAGCCGGAGCCGUCGAGGAGUUGCAGGUGCUGGCAAUCUCGGCAUUGCAGUCGCUAGCAGAACAGAUGCUGGCGGACAGUGGAAGCCCGGCUACGACGGCCGUGCGCUUGAUGGAGGAAACCUGUUUGCUUGCCAAAUCGAACGUCAGGGACGCCGAAGAGGCUGUGUCCAAGUUGGAGCCUAUUUUGGCGGCUUUGCGACCCAAGCUUCUGGCGGUGGACCAAGAAGCCAAACGGCAAGAUCUGGGGAACGCUGUGACACAGCUUUCCGCUGCUACAUCCAAUUCCGAGAUGCUGGAGAUGCACCCCAAGCUCAAGAAACUUGCCUUGGAAGGCAUCUUGAUUCCAGAGGCGAUGGAUCAGGACAGCGCUCCUCGGCUGGGUGACUAUAGUGACUAUAGGAGCCUUGUAUGGGUCCAGCAGUUGUCAACUCAGUUGUCAUGUGUAGCGGCGUAG
Messenger RNA from Symbiodinium necroappetens, 1143 nucleotides. NCBI's taxonomy places the organism in Eukaryota, Dinophyceae, Suessiales, Symbiodiniaceae. The record is from the annotation of a GenBank genome assembly.